Macadamia integrifolia is the source of this 3479-nucleotide messenger RNA. RefSeq names its product putative pentatricopeptide repeat-containing protein At1g74580. The transcript has 4 exons. The coding region runs from base 510 to 2813 and encodes 767 amino acids. The record is from RefSeq and is a predicted model, not a curated record. Gene Ontology annotation, molecular function: protein binding. Lineage: Eukaryota; Viridiplantae; Streptophyta; Magnoliopsida; Proteales; Proteaceae.
GUUGUGUUUCUCGGGUAUGGGUUGCACUUAAGACUCAUGGGUGGUUUUUUAUAGUUUUUGAGAAGCAAUUAGAGCCAUUCGAUCUGCAAGGGAUGGGUAUCGCUUACCAGGUAACUAUGGGCAAGCUGUAGGCGAUCAGCGCUAGCACUAUAGAGAGAGGAGCCAGCGCUCCGUUUAGUACAAAACCUGAAUUCCUUUUAGGGCCAACCCUCAGAGAAUCGAGUGAGAGGUUGAAGAAGUAAGCUUAGCUGAUCGGAUGAACCUUUGAAGUAGUAACUGAAGGAAGGAUUCAAUCCCUCGUCUGUGAGUAGCAGUGACUUCAAGACAUCGUCCCUCUCUCGAAGGGGAAAAUCUAGAGCCGAUUCUUUAGGCUUAUCUCCAAUACAAAGAACCUGAUUCUCAGUUUGAUUGGCGCUGGAGUUUGGUGGAGGGAAAGAUCUCUAUAACAGUAUUUUCUGCUGAUUUAAUGGUUUUACUGUGGAAUUUAGUUUUUGGAUUGUAAUCUUGGAAUGAGUCCUGCUUUGCUUCCCAAACAUGUAGCUGCCGUAGUGAAAUAUCAGAAGGAUCCUAUCCGGGCCCUAGAAAUGUUUAAUUCAGCUGCCAAGGAAGAUGGGUUUAAGCAUACCUUUUUCACCUACAAAUGCAUGAUUGAAAAGCUUGGUUUUCAUGGAGAAUUUGAAGCAAUGGAGGGUGUUCUAGCGGAUAUGAGGUUGAAUAUUCACAGCAGCCUAGUUGAAGGAGUAUACAUUGGAGCCAUGAGAAACUAUGGAAGGAGUGGAAAGAUCCAAGAGGCUGUUGACACAUUUGAGAGGAUGGAUUUCUUUAAUUGUGAAUCAUCUGUUAAAUCAUACAAUGUGAUCAUGAACAUCUUGGUUGAAAACAACUAUUUUGAUCAAGCUCACAAAGUUUAUCUGAGAAUGUUGGACAAAAAGAUUUUUCCUGAUGUGUACACCUUCACGAUUAGGAUGAAAUCCUUUUGUAGAACAAGCAGGCCUCAUGCUGCUCUGAAGCUUCUUAAAAAUAUGCCUUCCCAAGGGUGUGAGCCUAAUGCAGUUGCAUACUGUACUGUUAUUGGUGGGUUUUAUGAAGAGGAUUACCGAAUUGAGGCCUGUGAGUUGUUUAAUGAAAUGUUUGUGAAUGGUCUUUGCCCUGACAUAUCAACAUUUAAUAAGCUUAUACACACACUUUGCAAGAAGGGGGAUACCCUAGAGAGUAGAAAGCUUCUCAACAAGAUCCUAAAGAGGGGGAUCUCCCCAAAUUUGUUUACGUUCAACAUAUUCAUUCGGGGCCUUUGUAGGGAGGACAAGCUGGAUGAAGCUACCUGUUUGCUUGACUAUAUAGUUAUGGUGGGGCUUUCCCCUGAUGUCAUUACAUAUAAUACACUAAUCUGUGGAUUGUGUAAGAGCUCUAAUGUUGUGGAGGCGGAGAGCUAUCUGCAUAAAAUGGUAAAUGAAGGGUAUUGCCCUGAUGAUUUCACUUAUAAUACCAUCAUCAAUGGACAUUGCAAAUUGGGUAUGGUAGAAAAUGCAUUUAAGAUUCUGAAAGAUGCUGUUUUCAAGGGGUUUGUUCCUGACCAGUUCACUUAUUGCUCCCUGAUUAAUGGGUUGUGUCAGGAAGGUGACAUAGAUAGGGCUAUGGAGGUGUUUAAUGAGGCACUGGCAAAAGGGCUGAAACCUAACAUUACAAUCUACAAUUCACUAGUCAAAGGAUUGUCUCAGCAGGGGCUUAUCUUGCAGGCAUUGCAGCUAAUGAAUGAGAUGUUAGAAGAUGGUUGCAGCCCAGAUAUUUGGACUUACAAUAUUGUAAUAAAUGGGUUAUGCAAGAUGGGUUAUGUAUCUGAUGCUCAUAAUCUCAUGAAUGAUGCAAUAGCAAAAGGGUACCUUCCUGAUGUAUUUACCUUUAAUACUCUGAUUGAUGGCUACUGUAAGCAGUUCAGGCUGCAUAAUGCGUUGGAGAUUGUUGAUAGGAUGUGGACCCAUGGAGUUACUCCUGAUGUAAUCACUUAUAAUUCUGUGUUGAAUGGUCUCUGUAAGGCUGGGAAGGCUGAAGCUGUCAUGGAAACAUUCAAAGAAAUGGUUGGGAAGGAUUGUGUUCCUAAUGUCAUCACAUAUAACAUACUUCUAGAGAGCCUGUGCAAAGUGAAAAAGGUAAAAGAGGCUUUAGAGUUGUUUGUGAAGAUGGAAAAUGAGGGACUAUCUCUAGAUGCUGUAAGUUUUGGCACAUUGAUUCAUGGAUUUUGUGAGAAUGGUGAUCUUGAGGGAGCAUACGAGCUCUUUAGAAGAAUGGACCAGCAAGUUCACUUUCGCCCCGUGACUGCAACAUAUAAUGUCAUGAUAAAUAAAUUUUGUGAGAAACUUAACAUAAGCAUGGCUGAAAAGCUUUUCUGUGAAAUGGGGGACAGAGGCUGCUCACCAGAUGCUUUCACGUUUCGUGUCCUGAUUGAUGGCUUCUGCAAAGCAGGGAAUGUUGAUUCAGGGUAUAUGUUUCUGUUGGAUAUGAUUGGUAGAGGAUUUAUUCCUUCUUUGACAACAUUUGGACGGGUAAUGAACUGCCUUUGUGUGAACCAUAGAGUUGAUGAGGCAGUUGGUAUCGUUCACCUUAUGGUGGGCAAGGGUAUCAUCCCUGAGAUUGUGGACACAAUCUUUGAGUCUAGUAAAAAGUUGGUGGCUGCACCUAAGAUCCUUGUGGAAGACUUGUUGAAGAAAGGUCAUAUAACUUAUUAUGCAUAUGAACUUCUGUAUGAUGGUAUUAGAGAUAAGAAACUACUAAAGAAAAGGCAACAAAGAAAGCGAUCUCAAAAUUCUCACAUCUAAAGUUUUUAUUUUUGUUUUUGAUCAUUGGAUUUCAAUGCUAUAAUGGUUCACCUUGAUCUUCCAAAACUCGAGGGUGGUAGGAGUACCAUAUACACAGUCGACAAAUACUGGGAGUGGAAGUAUUCUUAAAAGAAGUCUGUGCAGAACCAUUGUUCAAACAGAGUGCAUAGAAGAGUUUAAAUCACCAAAUUACUGGCUGCUGCUCGAGUGAAAUCCUUUAAAUGAAAUGGUCAACUGAAAAGAAGAUGAUGUUGCAAUUGUUAGCUGUAAUAAAACGCUUGAAGAUUGAAAGGGGCAAAGGUGAGAAAUGUUGGAGCUUGUCCAGGAGUCACAUACAUGAAGUAAUUGAACAGGUAACGAUUGUGGAAGUGCCCUCUUUUUUUUCUGUGGGUGACCUCAUUGGCAGAUCCUGUUUUAGCAAACAUCUGAGAGUGGAAAUUUAGAUGCGACAUUUGAUGUUAUUCUCCAGAAAGGGUAUGGAAGUUGGAUCUAUACCCUACUAUCGCCUUUUGCUGGAUGACAGUCUUGGAGAAAGUCCUGCAAGUCAUUUAUAUGUAUGUUAACUUGUAUACUGAAUGAAUUUAGGGGUUUGACGAACUAACAUACCCCAAUAUGUAGAUUGUUUUUGUACACUCAGCUAAUUAUUUUUCCCUCUUUGGUGCAUAA